AUGGACCCUUCUACGAUGAUGGCUUUUUGCCCUUCAGGCGAUUUUGCUCGGAUAGAAAAUGCUGUUCGAGAAUGGCCUUCUGUAGAGGCUGUGGGUUCGUUGAGAACUAAGGAUAAGAAAAAGGAUAUAACAAAUGUGUUCAUUAAAUUCAGCGAUGAGGAGGCGGCAAAAAAUGCAGUUUCUUUGGUCGGAACGGUCCCCGGCCUUUCACUGACAGACGAAGAUUCUGACGAGAACAAGGCAAAUCCCAAGAAGGUUGCAAACAAAGGGAAAUCGAAAAAUCUUGCACUUGAGUUAUUGAAUUUUGGCACGUACGACAGACGGAAAAACGUCACAGAGCAAAGCGGAAAAAGAAAUUUUGAAAACAAUCAAAGGGGCCGCGGUGCUAGGGGUGGAAGAGGUCAACACGGUGGAAGACAGCCUGCUGGAACAGGUAGAGGAAGACGACAGCCUUUCUUCGUUCCACCUGCUCAGGUGAGCGUCGCAUUCGCCGAUAAUAUUCCAUUUAACAUGACCAAUGAGCAGUUAAUUGAGGUGUUCGUUCCUUUUGGACGUGUGGUUGACAUCAAUCGUUACGAAUUAAUGGCUAUGGUGUUUUACGACUCACCAGAGGCUGUCUUGAAUUGCAUUCAGCACCUCAAUGGUAAGAUCGUCAAGGGCAACGUCGUCUCCGUCAGCAGUGGAUCGGUAAGGAUUCCAGGACCCGCAGCUCUGCAGAUGGGGUUGUAG
Messenger RNA from Trypanosoma grayi, 729 nucleotides. RefSeq names its product putative RNA-binding protein. Gene Ontology annotation, molecular function: RNA binding. Lineage: Eukaryota; Euglenozoa; Kinetoplastea; Trypanosomatida; Trypanosomatidae. The coding region runs from base 1 to 729 and encodes 242 amino acids. The record is from RefSeq and is a predicted model, not a curated record. The transcript has a single exon.